UAGAGAUCAAAUCCUAGUUUACCCUUUCCAUUGCCAUCGCCAUCGCCAGGGCUGUGCAUGAAAAGGUUUUCAAUCCCAAACAAAUCCAGCUCAAUCGGUUCAUUGAUUCCUUCAUUUACAUUUUCAGUAGUGUCGUCAAAAUUGACAAUGCCGAAAGCGAAGCAAAGAAAAGUAGAAGAGGAGGAAUCAACAAGAACAGGAACCCCCAAAAUAGACCUAAUCAGUAGCUUACCGGAUUCCCUGCUUUGCCACAUUCUCUCGUUCCUCCCAACAAGAUGUGGCAUGGCCACCAGCGUCCUCGCUCGCCGGUGGCGCCACCUCUGGAAGGAUCUUCUAGCGUUGGACUUAGACAAUAGUAAACAUAGUCCUUAUUAUCUGCCUGGAGGGACACAUCGAUUCAUUGCUUUCGUCAAUGCAGUUUUCGCUCAACGCAAGUCUCUCCGUGUCGAGAAGCUUCGCCUCGCUUGUGAUAUACCUAGAGGCGAAAAGAAAACCAUCAAAACAUGGAUUCGUACUGUUGUUGGACCCCACCUCCAAGAGCUGUAUCUCGAUUUAUCUUUUGCUUGCAAUGAGUUUGGAGAUCGACAUAUCAAAUUGCCUGAAGAGGUAUUAACCAGUGCAUCACUCGAGUCUCUUGUUUUGAAAGGCCACGUGUUUUUGACUGUUUAUGAUGGAUUUGUUGAUUUGCCAUCCCUCAAGAACCUAGAGUUGGAUCUCAAUUAUGUGGACCCAGACUUUGUUUUACUUGGUUGUCCGGUUCUUGAAAAUCUCAAGCUCACUUUACACGAAUCGUUCCCACUUAAUGCGAGCCAACCUCCUGAAAUCUACAUGCCUGAUUCCUUGAAGCGUUUAACCUUAAUACAGGAUGAUGACAUCGAAGAAGAUAUUAAUGAUAUUGAGGAUCUUGUGAUAGACACCCCGUUACUCGAAUACCUAAGUAUCACAUUAUGGGCAAGAUGCCUGCAGGUUUCAAUUAGCGAUUAUCCCAACAUGGUGGAAGCUCAUCUUGAUAUUGAUCAAGACCAAGAGCAGGUUGGUUGGGUGCUUGAGCUUCUCAAGGCACUCCGCCAAACAAAACUGUUGGACUUGAAACUUUCCACUAUGGAGUGCUUGCUUGGUGCUCCUGCUUUUGAGUUGCCAGAAUUUUCCCGUUUACAUAAUCUAGAGCUUCAAAUUCCUUAUUUCGACUCGGGAUUUCUGAUAAAAUUGCUUCAUAACUGCCAUAUGCUUCAAGUUGUCACUCUUCAUAAUCAGGAGAAAGUUUCCACAGUGGAACCUGAGGAACCUAGUUGUUGGACACUGCCAAUGAAGGAUCCUAAUUGUCUCAUAUCACAUCUCAAGAUUUUUGAAUUUAAAGGAUAUAAAGACUCUGCAGAUGAACAUGCAUUUGUUGCAUAUCUUUUAGAGAGAGGACCUAUUUUGAAGACAAUGAAAAUCCAUGCUGAUCCUAGUCUUGGCGUAACAUAUAAACAGCGCAUCCACCAGGAAUUAUCUAUGGUACCAAGGAGCUCCAAAACAUGCCAAUUAAUAGUUACCUGAGUAGCCAACAGUUACUUAUGAAAUGACAUUCAAGAGGCAUGAAUGAUUGUUUAAUCUAACUAUUUCGUGCUGAGAAUAUUGAAGAUCCGGUACACAAGCUUCCUUCCUCUUGUGGUUCGGGAAGGGUAAAUGCAUCAACCUUGCCACUGCAAUCCUCAAAUCACUUUAUGUAUUUAACACUUUUGAGUAGAUGACAGCUUCCUUGCCUUGUAGUAAUGUAUAACUAACUCUUGCUAUAACGGACAAUUUGAAAUAGAUGUAAUGGGAUUAGAGGAAUUCCACCAUAUAUUUUGCUGGACUUGAUAGUUGAUAAAUAAGAAUGAUAUGAUUUUGAGUGUUACAAAUGUUAGAAUAUAAUUAGGAUCAAUUAUAAUUAUUUACUAUAUCUGAAUAUUUAUUAUAGAAUAUUACGUCUUUAUUAUUACGAUUUUCUUAGCCCCUAUAAAUACCAUUUUAUAUUGUAUCAUUCCAGAUAACUUGAAUACACAAUUUGAUUACACUCAAUAAUAUACACAAUUUUUUUUUUCUCAAGCUUAGUCUCUUGUUUCUAACAUGGUAUCAGAGCCAUGGUAUCCUCCUUGAGGAGGAUAGGUUGUUUUUUCUUCGG
Messenger RNA from Arachis ipaensis, 2146 nucleotides. RefSeq names its product F-box/FBD/LRR-repeat protein At4g26340-like. Gene Ontology annotation, molecular function: protein binding. The record is from RefSeq and is a predicted model, not a curated record. NCBI's taxonomy places the organism in Eukaryota, Viridiplantae, Streptophyta, Magnoliopsida, Fabales, Fabaceae.